Messenger RNA from Daldinia caldariorum, 872 nucleotides. RefSeq names its product L30e-like protein. Gene Ontology annotation, molecular function: box H/ACA snoRNA binding. The record is from RefSeq and is a predicted model, not a curated record. Gene Ontology annotation, biological process: snRNA pseudouridine synthesis; ribosome biogenesis; rRNA pseudouridine synthesis. Gene Ontology annotation, cellular component: nucleolus; box H/ACA snoRNP complex. The transcript is spliced from 2 exons. The coding region runs from base 161 to 871 and encodes 236 amino acids. Lineage: Eukaryota; Fungi; Ascomycota; Sordariomycetes; Xylariales; Hypoxylaceae.
UUUUUUUUUUUUAACUGAUCGGUCAAUUGAUACGAUUCGAAAAUUGAUCCGUUGAGAUCCAACGUCCACCCACGCCAACAAAAACCCCCCAUACCGCCUUGACUAUCGAACCACGUGUAUUUUACGUUCCCAUAUUCGUCAAGCACAACAAAUAGACAAGAUGGGGUCGACGAAGCCAGAGAAGGAGAAGAAGGACAAGAAGGACAAGAAGCGCAGCGAGGCCGACGGCGUGACGAAGUCGAAGAAGGACAAGAAGGAGAAGAAGGAUAAGAAGGAGAAGCUUAAGACCGCCGUCAAUGCCGCCCUCGACGAGCAAUUAGAUGCCGACACCUCGGUCUCCGUCGCCGUCGUCAAGGGCGGCGAGGAGAAGGUCGCUACUAAGGUCCUAGUCCCCGUAGUCGGUGCUCUGGUACCCUUCGCGAAGCCAUUGGCGGACGAGAAGGGCACCAAGAAGAUCAUGAAGACCGUGCGGAAGGCCGCGAAGCACAAGAUGCUGAAGCGCGGCGUGAAGGAAGUUGUCAAGUCGCUGCGCAAGUCCCCGGCUAGCGGACCGGGCAACACGUCGUUCCCGGGCGUCGUGAUCCUGGCCGGCGACAUCAGCCCGAUGGACGUGAUCAGCCACAUCCCCGUGCUGUGCGAGGACGUCAACGUGCCGUACAUCUUCGUCGCGUCGCGCGCCGAGCUCGGCGCCGCCGGCAGCACCAAGCGGCCCACCAGCGUUGUCAUGGUGACCGAGAAGCGGACGGGGGGCAAGAAGGACACCAAGGCCGAGAAGAUCGACGAGGAGGACGCCGAGGACUUCGCGGAGGCGUACAAGGACUUGGUCAAGCUGGUCGAGAAGGAGAGCAAGCAACAACUCAAGUUCACGUAAA